This is a messenger RNA of Larimichthys crocea (large yellow croaker), 5451 nucleotides long. RefSeq names its product solute carrier family 19 member 2 (gene slc19a2). Gene Ontology annotation, biological process: vitamin transport; transmembrane transport. Gene Ontology annotation, cellular component: plasma membrane. The record is from RefSeq and is a predicted model, not a curated record. Gene Ontology annotation, molecular function: vitamin transmembrane transporter activity. Lineage: Eukaryota; Metazoa; Chordata; Actinopteri; Sciaenidae. The transcript has 6 exons. Bases 122 to 1555 code for a protein of 477 amino acids.
UCUUGUGCUGCUCCACACUGUGACCAAUAGGGGGCGGUAGUGUAUCUGAAGGCUGGCCGUUAGGUGUCAGAGCAGCACCAGAGAAGAGGCAGUGCUAUGUAACUGUGAGUGUGUGUAGGUCAUGCUUCCUGAGUCCAACAUGUCUGUGGUCUGCCCGACUCUCCUGCUCUGCGUGUACGGCUUCUUCUCCAACCUGCGGCCGUCGGAGCCCUUUCUCACCGCCUUCCUGCUGGGACCGGACAAGAACCUGACGGAGACGCAGGUUGUCAAUGAAAUCUAUCCAGUAUGGACGUAUUCCUACCUGGUGCUGCUGUUCCCCAUCUUCCUGGCCACUGACUACCUCUGUUAUAAGCCUGUGUUGAUCCUACAGGCCACCAGCUUAGUAGUUACUUAUGUUAUGCUGCUGAAGGCGCAGGGCCUGCUGGCCAUGCAGCUCCUGGAGUUUUUCUUUGGACUGGCCACAGCCUCUGAGGUGGCCUACUACUCCUACAUCUACAGCGUGGUGGAGCCGGCGCACUACCAGAGAGUGACGGGUUACUGCCGCAGCAUCACUCUGUUUGGAUCAGCUGCUGGAUCGCUGGCCGGACAGUUGCUGCUAUCUGUGGCCAAAGUCCAGCUGCUCCACCUCGUCAUCAUCACUUUGACGUCGGCCACCGUGGCCUUCAUUGCUCCCUGGUUUCUACCUAUGCCCAGGAGGAGCUUGUUCUUCCACAAGAGUCCAGGAGCAUCGGAGGAGAGGCCACAGGACAGCAAUACCACCCUGCUGGAGAAGGCUGAGGAUUCAGAGAGCAAAGUGCCUCUGAACACACAGAAGGCCUCCAUGAUAUCCAGGUCCUCUGAGGCAGAAAGUCAUCGGAGCGGUCUUCGAGACGUGCUGCGGAUGUUAUUUGAUGACUUCCUGCAGUGCUACAGAUGUCGCCCUCUGCUGGCCUGGUCUGUGUGGUGGGCUCUGGCCACCUGCGGCUACUUCCAGGUCGUCAACUAUGCUCAAGCACUGUGGGAGAACAUUUGUCCAUCCAGUGACUAUGAAAUCUACAAUGGCUAUGUAGAGACACUGUCCACACUGCUAGGGGCUCUGGCGGCUCUGCUGGUGGGUUACCUGCCUGUGUGCUGGUCUCUGUGGGGGGAGCUGGUUCUGUGUGUCCUCUCCCUGCUAAUGGCUGCAUGUGUGUUUGUCAUGGUCACACCAAGGAACAUCUGGCUGUGUUACAGCUCAUACGUCCUCUUCAGAGCCACAUACAUGCUGCUCAUCACUGUGGCUACGUAUCAGAUCGCAGCCAGUCUCAACAUGCAGCGCUACGCCUUAGUGUUUGGAGUGAACACCUUCAUGGCUCUGCUGCUGCAGUCUCUGAUCACUGUGGUGGUGGUGGACUCAGCUGGCCUCGGUCUUGAUGUCUUCACUCAGUUCCUCGUCUAUGGCGGUUACUUUGCUGUCAUCUCUGUGGUCUUCCUCCUCGCUGGACUUUGCAAACUGGCCUCCAAGAGGCGCCCUGAGCAGGACGUCCUGGCCAACAGCCCAGCAGAAACCGAGUCCGACUCUACCUUCAAACAGUGACGCCAGCUCCUACUGAGAGCACAUGCUGAUAGAUAUUAGCUAGCUUCUCACAGACUGAAGCAACAAAGGAGAGUGAGCAGCAACAAGCUGAGCUUCAGUGAAGUCUUCAGCAUGUUAAAGAGUGACACAGCAGAAGGGUCAGGACAAAAUGCACUUAUUCACCUCAGUUCAUCUUUAAUAUCGGACUCAGAGUCUGUUAGAGAACCAUACAGCAUAAAUACGUAGAUUCAAAUCAAAAGACAAACAUUACCGCUGAUGAAGGAGCCUGCAAAGUGUUGACUCAUGCAUUACAGAACAAGUCGCCUUCACUCCACCUUGUAGGUUCAGUCAUUUAUAGGAAGCACCAGCCUUUGUACGCUCGCCUUUUUAAACUCACCCCCCCCGAGAGGGAAGUACUGUACUACUACAAGUCCACAUCUUCAGACAUGCACAUUGAGCACACAUGCAACAGAGAUGAAGUGGACGACAAACCCUGGACUGGACAGACAAUCUGCCUGCAGGUAUCUGCUGAUCUAUCACACUGAACUAUGCACAAAAUAUACAGUAUAACCAAAACAAAGAAGCUGUAAAUCUCUGUAGAGCUCCAGUGUCUCCAUUCUUUGAUUUCAUUUUAGAUUUUUGGGCCACGAUUUGAUGCUGAUCAGUUUUUGAUUUGAACGUUUCGUUCAGCUGUUAGACUAUCAAGUCUUGGUUUACAUCAACAGAUAGUUGUUUGUAAUGACACUGACAACUCUAAAGCCAGACGCUCACCUUUUAAAUAAUUGAUUUACAUAACAAUACUUUGAAUCCUGAUUCUGAUUGAUACUUCCACAUAUAUCAAAUCCAUAUUGUGACCCCUCUGUGUCACACUAUUUAAAUAAACUGUUCAGAAUUGCAUUUCUGUCCUUUUCCCAGCUCACUGAAGCCUUGUUGAUGCCUUAGUCUUGAUGUCAAAUGCUAACCAGACUCCAGGAGUGGUUCUUCUGUGUUACAUUUAACACCAGCCAAGAAGAUGCUUGUAUUUUUAUAUUCAUUAUUUCCUCCUGUACAUGCAUAGAUUGUGUAUUGCACUGUUACACUGAUACUGAAGUACUGAUGGGGAGUGUCAAGUCUAUCAAUAACUGUAUACAAUGAACACAAUACUGUUGAAGCUUGUAAUGUUACACUGUUCAUGAGCACCAUGUUACAUGAUCCGUUAGUGCCUGAAAGGUCAGAAAUACCUGGAGCUGCUUCGUUUGAAGGAGAAGGUAUUUGUUGUUAACGAAUCCAAUGAAGAGACCCAAAUAUCUGUGUUAGUCUGUCAGUACUGUCCUCAGUCUGUGCUCCUCAGUUCUGAGCCCAUUAGCUCCUACUGAGGAUGUGAAACACAAACAUUUCUGCAGCUGGUCACUAGUUUUUAUCAAACAUUACUCAAACAGGAGGAAGUGUAUUUGUUGGGGACUGUUUUCAGAAGCUGGACGCUAUGUGUGAGAUUGAGUCAAAAUCAACAUUUGUUAUAGUUUUUGGAGAAGAAUGUAGCUUUAUGGCACCACAGAGGGAGAACAUCCAUCAGACUUUGAUACGCACACUUGUUAGGAUACAUUGAUGCUGGUUUGGGUCUGCACAGGAGAUUUGUUAACAAUAACACCAAACUCCUCUUAAUGUGUCAAAGUGAUGACCAAAUAUAAUUUCUAAAUACCUGCAGAGGAAAUUGUGUUUUUCAAGAUGUAUGGAAUUGUAGCUUUAUAUAUUAUAUAUCUAUGCAUAUGUGUAUGUGAGGCUGUAGAGCAGGUCGUCCACUGGUUGGUUCAGUCCUGUGUGUGUGUGUGUGUGUGCGUGUGUGUGUGUGUGUGUGCGUGUGCGUGUGCGUGUGCGUGUGCGUGCUGUGAAUCUCUUUGCAUAAGCACUUUAUAAAUACAGUCCAUGUAGCAUUAAUUUCAUUCCACUGGCCAAAUGUUGCACUGUAACACAACUGCUAAACAAAGUACUGUUCAUUAGACAGGCGCUGUGCCAGCCACAAAAUUUAAUAAACUAAGCUCAUGUGUCGCUUCAUAUCAAUACAAAGGACUAAUAACAGUGUUGGAUUAGCAACAUUAGAAAUGUAGCUCUGCUAUGAUUACUUUGUUUGGUCUGCAGUACAAUCACACGAUGACAAGUGCUUUCACUAUUUGUCUUUUCAUGAAAAGAAACUGUGUGUAUGUGUUCAUUCUUUGUACUGUGUACAUGGUCAAACAUUACAUCCUGUCAGACCUGUAACAGUGUGUUGUGAUGGUACUAUGAACACAUGGACUGUGGUCACUGCAUAGAGACAACUACUUUGAUUUGAUUUGUGUUCCUGUUUUUUGUUUUCUAUAACUCUAAACAUCUUUUAAUAAACAGAAAACUGAUUUAAAACAAUUGACAAUUUAUUGAAAACAAAAGUAAGAGUGCAUCAAGAGUACAUCAAUGUCUGAACCUGAACAUCAGUGUCUAUCCAAUAGUUGUUGAAAUAUUUCACUCAAAAGCCAAACUGUCAGAUGUUUUAUCAUCAAGUGAAUCUAGAGACAUUUCACUGGAUAAAAACAUGUUGAAGAUAAAAAGGGGGUCAGGGUUCAGCCUCUGGGCACCACAAAUGGUGGUGCAGACUUUGUGGCAAUCCUUUCAACAGUCCAAUCCAAACUGCUGAUUCAAUUCACGUUAUCCCUGGAGUCACACUGCUAGUGUGGCUGAACAUUUGAAAUGUAAUUUGUGUGAAAGAUGUUCGAAGAACACAGCUGACUACGCGGACAUUAAGCUGCUCAAAUGAUCAUCGCUUUAGAAAGACGGAAGAUGUGUUUGUCAGUGCAAAGCAGCUCACACAUAAUGAAGAAUGCUUUGGACCUGACUUACUGGUCUUGACUGAGACUAUCCUAGACUCUGGACUGUAUUGCUAAGACUUGUUGAGACAUUUUAACAUGUUAUGCUUCUCUGUGACUGGAGAAAAACUUCAUACCUGACACUGACUGAUAAACACUGUGAUAUGUUUUUCUGUUGGCCUGUGGUGAGAGAUACUCCUCAGUUAAAGACCCACUGUGACCUUAUAUUUACACACUUAUCGUGAAAGGUAACAACAGCCUAUUAUUGGGUUUGGCUCACUCUUCAGCUUACACAACAGGACGCCAUACUGUGAGCCAAACACCUGAGAGUCCCAGAGAAAGUAAAAGAUUAGUAGAAUUAUACAUGGUCAUUGUGAGAACAGUGGAAUCAUUCAGGCUGCUGCAGGUGGUAGGCCGAGUCUGAAGGUUGACCAUGAGAAAAUGCUGCCAUCUACUGGCCACAGUGUCCUCUGCCUGAACUGUCUGUGUUAACGUUUCAAUAUGGCUUAUUUACAGUACACCUGCAAUGGUAUUUCAGUGAGAUGCAGGAUGAAAAACAUAUUCCUUCAUUUCCAGAAUAAACUGCUGGUUAGUUUUUUUUUUUUUUUUUUAUAAUACUGACAGACAUGAUAGUAAAACUUGAAGCUCUGCAUGUGAUUAGUCAGAUUAAUGAUCAUUGUUUUGUGAAAACAAUGUUUCAUGAAUUCAAAUUAACCAGACUGUUUACGUUGUAGGAACAACUUUUCAGAAGCUUAUGAAAAUCUGAAAAAUAAUUUCUCACCAUGAGGAUGAACUGUGUCAGACUGAACCGCAUGACAAUGAUUUAACAACAAAUGUUUAAAGUCACAUAUUCAUAAUGACAAAUGUUUUGUGAAGUGACAUUCACUGUUUUAUUUUCAGUCUCAAUGGUAUUUAUCUUUUGUUGAAUACAUAAUAAAUAGACUUUUCUGGUGGCAGUUUUUCUUUAUUUCCAUAUAAAAAAAAACAUACUAGUAAUCAUUUACAUUUUGGAAGACACACACUUCUGGAUGGAAUAAAAUAAAAUAAAAUAUACAUGACUUUAAACCGUGUUGAUUAAGUAUUCAAAAAAAAAAAAAAAAAAAA